Messenger RNA from Equus caballus (horse), 4360 nucleotides. RefSeq names its product nucleolar protein with MIF4G domain 1 (gene NOM1). Gene Ontology annotation, molecular function: protein binding; RNA binding. Gene Ontology annotation, cellular component: nucleolus. Gene Ontology annotation, biological process: ribosomal small subunit biogenesis. NCBI's taxonomy places the organism in Eukaryota, Metazoa, Chordata, Mammalia, Perissodactyla, Equidae. The record is from RefSeq and is a predicted model, not a curated record.
CGCACAUCCUGGAAGAUGGCGGCGUCCACGAGCACGGGAGCGGCGGGCCGUGGCGGCCGCCGGGAGCGCGUGGCCCGCAGGAGGCACGGGGGCGGGCCGCGCCGCGGGCCGGGUGGCGGCGGGGAUGGGGCCCUGAAGCGGCUGAGGCUGGCGGUGGAGGAGUUCGUGCAGGCGACCUCUGAGGGCGGGCCCCCCGGCGACUGCGCGGCGCCCCGGGCGGAGGGGCGCGUGCGCCCGGGCGGGAGGAAGAGCCGCAAGGAGCUGAGGAGGGAGAAGCGGCAGCUGAGGAAGGCGCGCCGGCUGCAGAGGGCUGCGGGCCCCGCGCAGGGCCCGGGAGAAGGCCCAGCCGGGGGAGCGAGCGGCCCCCGGGCAGGCGAGGAGGAGGGCGAGGGCGGCCCUGCGCCCCCGCGGCGCACCCCACGGCCGCCCGCGCGGCAGCGCGCUCCCCGCGCCCCGGCCGAGGCCGCCCCAGCCCGCGCCCAGGCCAGGGGCCCGCCCGGGGGCACCGGGUCCGCCGCUGCCGCCGCCGCCCGGAAACGAGCACUUCUGGCGGCCAACGAGGAGGAGGACCGCGAGAUCCGGAAGCUGGAGCGCUGCCUCGGCCUGAACAAGCGCCGGAGGAAGGGCGACGGGAGCGCCGUGCCGCUGAGCUUCGCCCGCGAUGGGCUCGACUAUAUCCUGGGAGCCCUGGAGUCUGGGAACAGUGGGGGCUUGUAUGAAAGCAGUAGUGAGGAGGAGGAGGGUGCCGGGGAGACGCUGCCCGAAAGUGACGUAGAGAGCGACCCCGAGGACGAAAGGGAGGAGGACCGGGAGGAGGAGGAUGCGGAAGAGGAAAAGGAAGAGCAGGACGCAGAGGCGGGAGCACCGAGCGAGGAGAGCGAGGAGGAGGAGGAGGUAGAAGAGGAGAAGCGAAAAAAAGCCGAAGAAGCUGAAGGGAGAGCCAAGGAGAAAAGGGGUGAAAAGAGAGUCCGUUUUGCAGAAGAUGAAGAAAGGAGGGAAAAUUCCUCGGAGGAUGUUGACACAACAGAUCAGCAGAGUCUGUGUGAAAAUGGUGGAAAAUACAUCCCACCUCAUGUGCGGCGAGGUGAGGAGACAGCAGAUGCCCAGAAAAAGGAAGAACUGGAGAGGCUAAAGAAACACGUCAAAGGUCUCAUUAACAGGUUGAGUGAAGCGAACAUGGCCUCCAUAAGCGGACAGCUGGAGGAGCUGUACAUGGCCCACAGCAGGAAGGACAUGAGUGACACUCUGACAGCCGUCCUGGUGAGCGCCUGCGCCCCGGCUGCGACCAUGCCCAGCAGGCUGGUGAUGGAGCACGUCCUCCUGGUCAGCAUUCUCCACUGCACGGUCGGGAUCGAGGUCGGCGCUCACUUUCUGGAAGCUGUGGUGAGGAAGUUUGAUGACGUCUAUAAAAACAGGAGUGAAGGCAAAGAGUGUGACAACCUGUUUUCCAUCAUUGCCCAUUUAUAUAACUUCCAUGUGGUACAUUCUCUCCUCAUCUUUGACAUUUUGAAAAAGCUUAUUGGAACUUUCACAGGAAAAGAUAUUGAACUGAUUCUGUUAAUGCUGAAAAACGUCGGCUUUUCGUUGAGAAAAGAUGAUGCUUUGUCACUCAAGGAACUGAUUGCUGAGACACAGGCCAAGGCCAGUGGGGCGGGCAGCACGUUCCAGGACCAGACCAGGGUUCGGUUCAUGCUAGAGACAAUGCUGGCGCUGAAGAACAAUGACAUGCGUAAGAUUCCAGGCUACGACCCUGAGCCUGUGGAGAAGCUGAGGAAAUUACAGAGAGCUUUGGUUCGCAGUGCCGGCUCAGGCACGGAGACUCAGCUCCGCGUCUCCUGGGACAACGUCCUGAACGCCGACCAGACCGGGCGCUGGUGGAUUGUGGGGUCCGCGUGGAGCGGGGCCCCAAUGAUUGACAGCGGUCAGCAGAAGAUCCCGCAGAAGCAGCUUGCAGGGACGGUUAGCUCAAAGAUACUAGAACUCGCCCGAAAGCAGAGAAUGAACACCGACGUCAGGAGAAACAUAUUUUGUACGAUAAUGACGAGUGAAGAUUUUUUGGACGCAUUCGAAAAGCUUCUAAAGCUUGGCCUUAAGGAUCAGCAGGAGAGAGAAAUAGUUCAUGUUCUCAUGGAUUGCUGCCUUCAGGAGAAGACAUAUAAUCCUUUCUAUGCCUUCCUGGCCAGCAAGUUCUGUGAGCAUGAAAGGAGGUUUCAGAUGACUUUCCAAUUCAGCAUAUGGGACAAAUUUCGGGACCUGGAAAAUUUGCCAACCACUAAUUUUUCUAAUUUGGUUCAUCUGGUGGCCCACUUGUUGAAGACGAAAUCACUUCCACUUUCCAUUUUAAAGGUGGUUGAAUUCAGUGAAUUGGACAAACCCCGAGUCCACUUUUUACGGAAAGUGUUAUACAUACUGUUAAUGGAAACAGAGGUUGAAGACCUUGGUUUAAUUUUUGCAAGAGUAUCUGACAACCCAAAGCUCGGCAUGUUGCGAGAAGGCCUGAAGCUUUUCAUCAGCCACUUCUUGUUAAAGAGCACGCAGGCCCACAGCAGCGCGGAGGAGGCCAGCACGCUGAGAGAGAGAGCUGAUCUCGCGGCAAAGUCUCUGCAAGGAAAGGCUUCCUUGAGAAUGUAGUCCAGAGGAAUGGGAGCACGGGCGGGUCAUUUGUCUGUGAGAUUCCUUUUAAACCCAGGAGGCCUGUUGUUGUGCUGACUGUAAAAGCUUAGUGGAGCUGUAUCGGGGUCGUUGUAUUUGAAAUAUUUUGAGAAUUUUGGGAUCCAGGGUUAUAUUGUAUUUGUAUUUUAAACCAUUUUUAAAUAACUAUAUAUAUGAGGCAGGGUGGACGAGAAGGCAGGAGGGGCAGACAGGACAGUGAUCUCUGAGUAAUGAGACUGGUGUGUGGGGUGCAAGGGUGCGCACGUGCAUGUUUGUCUUAUAUUUUUAAUAGACAAAAUGGGCCACCAGAGGGUGCAGUUCUUAUAAAGAAACUGAUGUAUUUUUAUUUUUUAUAUAUUGGUUAAAAGUUCAAAAACCAUCAGUUAAAUGUGGUGCCUCAUAUUUAAUUGAUUAUUUAAAGUAUUUGGAGCACAAGUGUUUUGGAAAAGUCAACGGUCAACUUAAGCCUUGCAAAUAUCGGUGCAAGAUAGUAUGUAUGGGAGUUUUUCUUCAUUAUUUAUCCAAAAAUCAGACUUGGUGAAGCAUGUUCCCUCGUUUGUGUCCAUCGCCGUAGUCGUCAGUCCAGGCUGUGCUGCGCGCUCCUGGACCAGCCGAGACGGCGCUUCGGGGGCGCUGCCGGCCAAGCUGGGCUCUCGGAGGCGCGUGCGGAGGAAGCGGAGCUGCUCCUGCAGGGGCAGACGUCCAGUGAGACACACACCACGCCUCCUCCAAGUCCGGCAACCGAUUCUCCAGGAAGUGAAAUGCCCUGGCACACCUUCUGUCUGCUGCAGAUUCAGACGUCUGUGGUUUCUCCAGGCCUUAGAAUUUGCUCCUCUCUCUCAAAUGCUGCAGACUUGGCUUAAACGUCACCUUCGGGUGUUGAAAAAAGUCACCAAGACAUGAGUAUAGGAUAGUGUUCUACAUACCGUGUGCGCACACGUACCCGACAGCACGCUAUCCUUCGGAGUGGCCCCCUGGGAACGCUGCGUGAGCAGAGUGAGGUCGCUCCUGUCCAGACCCCCCAUUGGUCAUGCGCUUUCAGAUGGUGUCCAGUGUGACCCCACAACAGCUCGUGUUUGGAGAUCAUCGUGUGAAGCUGUGAAUGAACUAGUGGUUUAAGUGUCCAAUGUGCCAGGAACGUAAGAAGCUGUUCCUCCUCAGGUUAGCGUGAGUCUUCACCCUCCGUUCAGGAGGCACUGACGGCCGCGCUGUAGCCACAGCCCUGCGUCUGUCGGCCGCGUCCGACCCUAGAGGACAAAGGAGGCAGCUGCAGGCGCUGGGGGUGCGCGGCGUGAGCUCCCGCAGUUCAUUAAGGGGCUUUAUUAAAACUGUCUGCUGGGUGGUGCUGGGGUGCAGGAGGCCGGCUCUGCUCCCGGCGCCUGCCCACGAGGCCAAGGAGCCGAGCUGGAGUGUGACAGCACGCUGCUGCCGUCAUCCAGAGUCCUGCUCUGAAGAAGGAAGUGCCAGUUCAGUGACGCUGGCCUUACGUUCUGGUAAGCCCCUGUCUCCGAGCCUUCGCAGACUGGCGGCCGGUGCGUGGCCCACCCCUGAGUAGCGCUGAGGUAGCAGACUGAGUCAGAAUCAGUUAUGGGCAAAUGUCACUGCGCUGCUGCCAUCUAACUUCAUGCGUCUUGUGGUCACUAAACCUUGUUGAGGUGUAGCGGAGCUCGAGCUGACUCCUGUAGAAGAUAAACUUCUGUAAACUGAA